CUUUGGGGAUUUCUGAUUCUUCUCGUGCUUGCAGGUACUAAUAUCCAAACGAACGAGGAAGUUGCAAUUAAGCUCGAAAACGUCAAGACAAAGCACCCGCAGUUGCUAUAUGAAUCAAAGCUCUACAAGAUCCUGCAAGGAGGAACUGGAAUCCCUAAUGUGAGGUGGUUUGGUGUUGAGGGUGAUUAUAAUGUCCUUGUAAUGGAUUUACUAGGACCAAGUCUUGAAGAUUUAUUCAACUUUUGCAGCCGUAAACUCUCUCUGAAGACUGUUUUGAUGCUUGCGGAUCAGAUGAUUAAUCGAGUGGAAUUUGUGCAUUCUAAGUCCUUUCUGCACCGGGACAUCAAACCAGAUAAUUUUAUUAUGGGUCUUGGCAGACGAGCUAAUCAGGUUUACAUAAUUGAUUUUGGUCUGGCAAAGAAGUAUAGGGAUACUUCAACACAUCAGCAUAUUCCAUAUAGAGAGAACAAAAAUUUGACUGGGACAGCAAGAUAUGCGAGUGUGAACACACAUCUCGGCAUAGAACAAAGCAGGAGGGAUGAUCUUGAAUCUCUUGGAUAUGUUCUUAUGUACUUUCUAAGAGGAAGCCUUCCUUGGCAAGGUCUAAAAGCAGGAACCAAGAAGCAGAAGUAUGAAAAAAUUAGUGAAAAGAAAGUUGCCACAUCAAUUGAGGCUUUAUGCAGGGGAUAUCCUUCAGAGUUUGCUUCGUACUUCCAUUAUUGCCGUUCACUUCGAUUUGAGGAUAAGCCUGAUUAUGGAUAUCUGAAGAGAUUGUUCCGUGACCUUUUCAUCCGUGAAGGUUUUCAGUUUGAUUAUGUAUUUGAUUGGACCAUUUUAAAGUAUCAGCAAUCGCAGAUAGCUGGUGCUCCUGCACGUGCUAUUGGUGCAAGUGCAGGACCAAGCUCUGGCUUGGCUCCUGCUGUGGCCAAUGAUAGGCAGUCAGGUGAGGAAGGAAGGGCAAGUGGUUGGUUGGCUAUGGACCCUUCUCGUCGGGGACGAGUUACACCUCCACCUGUAAAUGCAAGCAGCUCGUCAAAGCAGAAGGCCCCUGUGGGGAAUGAUACAUCUGCCAGUAAAGAUGCUAUGUUUUCCAGUUCAACCUUUAUGGGACGAUCAAGCGGUUCAUCAAGGCGAGCUGCUGUUUCUAGUAGCCGAGACAUGGUGGGCCCUGACACAGAUCAAUCUCGCACUCGUACUGCUGAGGCCAGCCCAGUGACUUUCCACAAGGUUUCGAGUGCUCAAAGAAAUUCGCCUGCAGAGCACAAGCAUACUUCAUCUGGAAGGAAACCAUCUGCAAUCAAGAAUUACGAGUCCACGCUCAAAGGCAUCGAGGGCCUUAAUUUUGAUAGCGAGGAAAGGAACCAGUUAUAGAAAUUGCAAGUCCUGCUGCGACUUCCAUCCUUGUUCCUCUGUAGACAUCCAUUAACUAAAAUGAAAGUACAACUUGGUAUUUUUCUUUCC
Musa acuminata AAA Group (dessert banana) is the source of this 1461-nucleotide messenger RNA. RefSeq names its product casein kinase 1-like protein 2. Lineage: Eukaryota; Viridiplantae; Streptophyta; Magnoliopsida; Zingiberales; Musaceae. The transcript is spliced from 13 exons. The annotation marks the transcript as partial. Gene Ontology annotation, biological process: peptidyl-serine phosphorylation; signal transduction; endocytosis. The record is from RefSeq and is a predicted model, not a curated record. Gene Ontology annotation, cellular component: nucleus; cytoplasm. Gene Ontology annotation, molecular function: ATP binding; protein serine/threonine kinase activity.